UUCAUGAGGGUCUGCAGGACGCUGGAUGGCACAGUUCCAAACAGUUUGGUCUGUUAGUGUUGAUGAGUGAUGAAUGAUGCUGAUCCUCCUGCAGGUCUCUGAAAACCCUCACGCAGACUACGGCCUGACAGACAACCUCCAGAGGACGGUGGAGAACGAGAAGGCGAGUGCGGAGAAGCUCUCGAAGCAGAAGGUGGACCUGCAGGCGCUGCCGACCCGAGCGUACCUGGACCAGACGGUGGUCCCCAUCCUGCUGCAGGGCCUGUCCGUGCUCGCCAAGGACAGACCUCCGAACCCGAUCGAGUAUCUGGCGGCGUUCCUGCUGAAGAACAAAUCCCAGUUUGAGGAGAGAAACUGAAGUCGUCUGUCAUGGAGGAAACUCGUUUGUUAAUGAACUGUUUGUUUUUUUAUUCACAAUAAACAUGUUGAGCUGA
Larimichthys crocea (large yellow croaker) is the source of this 434-nucleotide messenger RNA. RefSeq names its product dpy-30 histone methyltransferase complex regulatory subunit (gene dpy30). The record is from RefSeq and is a predicted model, not a curated record. NCBI's taxonomy places the organism in Eukaryota, Metazoa, Chordata, Actinopteri, Sciaenidae. The transcript is spliced from 3 exons. Gene Ontology annotation, cellular component: Set1C/COMPASS complex. The coding region runs from base 74 to 358 and encodes 94 amino acids.